Tarenaya hassleriana is the source of this 1478-nucleotide messenger RNA. Its product is annotated as GDSL esterase/lipase At3g53100. NCBI's taxonomy places the organism in Eukaryota, Viridiplantae, Streptophyta, Magnoliopsida, Brassicales, Cleomaceae. The transcript has 5 exons. Gene Ontology annotation, molecular function: hydrolase activity, acting on ester bonds. The record is from RefSeq and is a predicted model, not a curated record. The coding region runs from base 220 to 1275 and encodes 351 amino acids.
AAGUGGAUUUCACACACCUAACCAAAAACACAAACAAAAAGAGCACGAGCGUAAUGAUGGCCAUUUUCACAAUCUUUAUUAUAUGACCAAAUCUUUGUAUGACCUCUCCUCCUUCCUCGCCACCAAAACCUCCACUCUCUGCUUCUUCUCUCUCUUUCUUCCUUACCCAAUGCUCUGUUUCUGCAUCACAGGCAAUAAAAUCUCCCAAAAAAAAAAAACAUGGGUUUUUCUGGUUUUCUUCUUCUUCUUCCCCUCUGUGCUCUCCUCUUCUUCUCCCAUGUCAGAGCACAGUCCAUAGUUCCUGCAAUCAUCAUUUUCGGCGACUCCAUUGUCGAUGUCGGAAACAACAACUUCUUGCUCACAAUUGUCAAGUCUAAUUUCCCUCCUUAUGGUCGAGAUUUCAUCAACCGUACCCCAACCGGUAGAUUCUGCAAUGGAAAACUGGCAGUAGACUUCUCUGCUGAGUAUACGGGCUUCUCUUCGUACCCGCCAGCUUACCUUAGCCCGCAAGCAACCGGCCAGAAUCUUCUUAUAGGAGCUAACUUUGCUUCUGCAUCUUCGGGAUACUACGAUGCCACAGCUGCAUUAUUCGGUUCGAUCCCACUGACCCGGCAGCUGAACUAUUACAAGGAGUACCAACACAAAGUUACCAACAUGAUAGGAACCAACAGAGCACAUAACUUGUUCUCUAAAGCUAUCCACCUCGUGAGCGCAGGAUCUAGUGACUUCCUUCAGAACUAUUACAUAGAUCCCGUGCUCAAACUCCUGUAUUCACCUGACCGGUUCUCAGAUAUUCUCAUGAGAUCCUACUCAGACUUCAUCCAGAAUCUGUAUGGACUAGGAGCGAGGAGGAUCGGAGUGAUAUCAUUGCCACCAAUGGGGUGUUUACCGGCAGCCAUCACGCUCUUUGGUCUUGGAAGCAACAAUUGUGUAGAAAGGUUGAACAAUGAUGCAGUCAUGUUCAACAACAAACUCAAGGACACAUCUCAAAGCCUAAUCAAGAAGAAUCCAGGCCUCAAGCUUGUUGUCUUUGAUUCCUACCAACCUCUCUUAGACAUCAUCACAAACCCAAGUGAUAAUGGAUUUAUUGAGACCAGAAGGGCAUGUUGUGGGACAGGAACAAUAGAGACCUCCUUCCUUUGUAAUUCUCUAUCUAUAGGAACAUGCUCAAAUGCAACAGGAUACGUGUUUUGGGAUGGAUUCCAUCCAUCGGAAGCCACCAACGAGAUCUUGGCCGGUCAACUACUCGGACAAGGGAUCUCUCUAAUCUCUUGAAGCCUAUUCCAUCCCAGAUAGGCACUAAAACUGUACACUGACAUAAAUUUUUAUAUGUCUCUUCUCUUACUCUCUCUAUAUGUGUCUGUAUGUAUGUAUAUGUGUGAGAGUGUUCCAGUGUGUGUAGAGACGUUAAACCCGGCUCAUGUGUGAUGGUUUUUAGGUCCUAGAUUUGCUGAAUGGAUUACAGUUCUUGUGUGCUA